CCUAUACCUCCCAGAACUGAGAGAAUGGCUGUUGAUCAGGACUGGAGCAGUGUUUAUCCAACAGCAGCUGCAUUUAAGCCUUCUGCUGUACCUCUCCCGAUUAGAAUGGGUUACCCAGUGAAAAGAGGAGUCCCUCCACCAAAAGAAGGCAACUUAGAACUUGUAAAGAUCCCCAAUUUUUUGCAUCUCACUCCUCCUGCAAUUAAGAAACACUGUGCAGCUCUUAAAGAUUUCUGCACUGAAUGGCCAAGUGCUUUGGACAGUGAUGAGAAGUGUGAACAGCAUUUUCCUAUUGAAAUUGAAACAGUAGAUUAUGUUUCUGCAGGCACAUCUAUUCGUAAUCCCAAAGCAAGAGUGGUGACUUUAAAAGUUAAACUUUCUAACCUGAAUUUGGAUGACCACGCAAGGAAGAAGCUCAUUAAACUUGUAGGAGAGCGGUACUGUGAGGAUACAGAUAUACUCACAAUUACAACAGACAGGUGUCCGCUAAGAAGACAGAACUAUGAUUAUAGCAUACACCUUCUCACAGUUUUAUACCAUGAAUCUUGGAAAACUGAGAUGUGGGAGAGUGAGAAGACUGAGGAAGACAUGGAAGAAUAUAUCUGGGAAAACAGCUGCUCGCAGAAAAACGCCUUGGAUACAUUACUUCGAAUAAAAGCCUCAGAGAAUGUCAGUAAUGUAACUGAGGAAGAGCUUCUUGCAUCUGAAGUGGUUAAGAAUUACAGAAAUUCUGUAAUUGCCCUUAAAAAUGAAGGUGAAACAGAAGAUAACAUGUCUCAGUAUAAGGAAUCUGUGAAGAAACUACUGAAUAUACAAACAUGACCAUGAAAACUGACACUGCAGGUACACCUGGUUGUUACGGAAAUACUAAACUACUAUGUUAAUAUUUCUAUAUCAUGGAUACAUAA
Messenger RNA from Apaloderma vittatum (bar-tailed trogon), 908 nucleotides. RefSeq names its product mitochondrial ribosomal protein S35 (gene MRPS35). The transcript is spliced from 6 exons. The annotation marks the transcript as partial. The record is from RefSeq and is a predicted model, not a curated record. Lineage: Eukaryota; Metazoa; Chordata; Aves; Trogoniformes; Trogonidae. Gene Ontology annotation, molecular function: structural constituent of ribosome. Gene Ontology annotation, cellular component: mitochondrial small ribosomal subunit. Gene Ontology annotation, biological process: mitochondrial translation.